UCCCGUAAACAUCAGAAUCAAGGAAGCGCUGUGUAGCCCAUGCUGAUAGCAAUAAGACCCCUGUGAGACCAGGCGCUGAGUGAUAUCCUUGUGUAGGGCGCUCACACAUAGCUGACCGUACUGACCGAGAGUCCGGCCCAAUCAGCAGAUUAGUGGUGCUGUAAGUCGCCGACAUGUUCAGCUGGCUGGGGAAGCAGGACGGGAAAGGGCAUCAAGAUGUCCUGCAAACGGUGACAGGUGGCUUGCAGUCUCUAUAUACCGGGAAGCUCCUGCCCCUGGAAGAGCAUUACCGUUUCCAUGAGUUUCACUCACCGGCUUUGGAGGAGGCCGACUUCAAAAAUCUGCCCAUGGUGUUGCUGGUGGGACAGUACAGCACGGGCAAGACCACGUUUAUCAGGUAUUUACUGGAGCAGGACUUCCCAGGAAUGCGGAUAGGCCCAGAACCGACCACGGAUUCAUUUAUUGCUGUGAUGUAUGGGGACAAAGAAGGAAGUAUCCCAGGAAAUGCACUCGUUGUAGAUCCCAAGAAACCAUUCCGUAAACUUAACAGCUUUGGAAAUGCUUUUCUGAACAGGUUUAUGUGUUCGCAGCUGCCUAAUGAGGUUUUGAAAAGCAUCAGUAUCAUAGAUUCUCCUGGAAUUCUGUCCGGGGAGAAGCAGCGCAUUAGCAGAGGUUAUGAUUUUAGUCAGGUCUUGCAGUGGUUCGCGGAGCGAGUAGACCGCAUCAUCCUUUUGUUCGAUGCCCACAAAUUGGACAUAUCUGAUGAGUUCUCAGAGGCAAUCAAAGCCUUCCGAGGCCAGGAUGACAAAAUCCGAGUGGUGCUUAAUAAGGCUGACCAGGUGGAUACACAGCAGCUGAUGAGGGUCUAUGGUGCCCUGAUGUGGUCCUUAGGGAAGGUGAUUAACACACCAGAGGUUGUGCGUGUUUACAUUGGCUCCUUUUGGGCCAAACCACUACAGAACACCGAGAACCGGAAGCUGUUUGAAAUGGAAGCUCGGGACCUCUUCAAGGAUAUUCAGAGCCUUCCGAGAAAUGCUGCCCUGCGUAAACUGAAUGACCUUAUCAAAAGAGCGCGGCUUGCUAAGGUACAUGCUUAUAUCAUCAGUCACCUGAAGAAAGAGAUGCCGGCCGUCUUUGGAAAAGAAGCUAAAAAGAAGGAACUAAUUAGCAAACUUCCUGAAAUUUACAGCCAGCUUCAGCGAGAGCAUAGCAUUUCCCCUGGGGACUUCCCUGAUGUUAAGAGAAUGCAGCAACAACUGGAGGUUUAUGACUUUUCUAAAUUCCAUACACUGAAGCCCAAGCUGAUCGAGGCUGUAGACAACAUGCUGGCUAAUAAAAUUGCCUCUUUAAUGAGUAUGAUCCGUGAAGAGGAGAACACCAUGCCUUCUCGGAUGGUACAUGGAGGAGCCUUUGAGGGUACAUCUGAAGGUCCGUUUGGUCAGGGCUAUGGAGAGGGAGCAGGAGAAGGGGCAGAAGACGAAGAGUGGAUCGUUGCCAAAGACAAACCUGCUUAUGAUGAGCUGUUCUACACCCUUUCACCAGUCAAUGGCAAGAUCUCAGGUGUCAAUGCCAAGAAAGAGAUGGUGAGCUCCAAGCUGCCAAAUAGUGUGCUUGGAAAGAUCUGGAAGUUGGCAGAUAAUGAUAAAGAUGGCAUGCUAGACGAAGAAGAGUUUGCUUUGGCAAAGCAUCUUAUUAAAAUUAAACUUGAGGGUUUUGAGUUGCCAAAUGAACUCCCCCCUCAUCUCAUACCACCAUCCCAGAAAAAGCCUGUGCAGGACUCAGAAUGAGGAGCAAAAAAUCUGGUCUUUACAUAGCUGCAAUCCGGCAGAGUAAUAUGUUGUUGACUUGUCGUGACUCGCCUUGUGUUCAUAGCCUACUCUCAAUAUCCACAAAUAUUGUCUUCACUAAAUGCAUGUGGGUUCUCUACAUGAUUAUGUGUCUCCCCUUUCUUCUACAUUUUGAUCAUAAUAUACAGGAACAUCAUGUACAGGAAUGUUUAUUGAUUUUAGUAAGUUUAAUACAGAUGAUGUAGCCGGCAUGUUUCUCUGCAUAAACUAUUUGUCAGAUAAACAUUCAGUGCGUAGCUACAACUAGUAUUUACAGCAUAUAUACAAUGCAUAUAUAAUUAGCUGUUCUUCACGCUGUGCAACUUUACAAGGUGAAGCAUAAUGAAAAUUAUCCAUUCAAGCUAUAUGACAUGUGGGUUUACACAAUUAGCUAUGCUUGAGGCUGUUUUUAAAAUGUUAAAUCCUAUCUUGUUUUUUUGAACAAGCACUAUAGUGAAAAUAACUGUAAUGACUCAACUAAUAGAGCACCAACAUAUGUCUGUGUAUAUACAGCUGUGCUUGAAAAUUGUUUAUUUUUAAUACACAGCUUUGUAAGGUUUCAUUUAUAGUUAAUAUUUAAAUAUUUCUUCCAAAUCUGUAUAAUAAUCUGUGUGCCUUCAUUUAUAUGGAAUUUCCAUUAUUUAUGGAAAUACAGAUUUCUUUGUUUUCUUCAUUUCAGAAUGUGUAUAUAAAAUAUUAAUACACACACUUCUAAUAUCUAAGGUAUAUUCCAUCCGCUCUAUCUAUCUAUUAUUACAUGGCUGGUAAUUUCCUAUUGUCCAUGACUAGGCGUUAUUAAUUGAGCGGUAAACCUAUAGUAUUUUAAUAUAAAUAUUCUUUUUAUGCUCCCCAGUGAUCCUGGGUAUAUUGCAGUAACAUAAUGUUUUACAUAUUUAGAAAGUCUAUGGUAUUAUGAGACAUGCCACUCACUGUAUGUUGAGAUGCCUAAUAGACUAUGUUCAACCUUUAGUGUCUUUUGGGGGUAAUUGUAUCUUCAGCUAUGUAUUCUGCACGCCACAGUAGCUUCUAUGCAACUUUAUGAGUUUCAUUUUCAUUAUACAAAUACAGAGGACAUUUAUUUUUAACAUGAAUAGGAUAAUUGUGUUAUAGUUGUGUUUAUUAAAGCAAUCAUUAUAGUCUUUAUUUCUUUUUUUAUUACCACACUUUAAAGGGACAGUUAAAGGGACACUCAGGUUAAAUUACAUUUUCAUGAUUCAGAUACAGCAUGUAAUUUUAAACUUUCCAAUUUACUUCCAUUAAAAAAAAUGUGCACAGUCUUUUAUAUUUACACUUUUUAAAUCACCAGCUCCUACUGAGCAUGUGCAAGAAUUCACAGACUAUACGUAUAUGCAUUUGUGAUUGGCUGAUUGCUAUCACGUGGUACAGGGGGAGUGGAAAUAGACAUAACUUUGAAAUUUGUUAAACAAAAAUCUACUACUUAUUUGAAAUUCAGACUAAGUGCUAUUGCAUUGUCUUGUUAUCUUGCAUUUGUUGAUUAUGCAAAUCUACUGUGUUUACUGGUCCUUUAACUAAAAAAAAUUACCCCCUUUAAUUUCUUCCCAGUGAUCCACUUUACCUGCUGGAGUGUAUUGAAUUGUUUACAAGUAUUUCCAUUACCCUUAUAUUAACGUUUGAAAUUGUUUAUUUAGCCUGUGUUAUUCCCACUCAUCCUGAAAAGAUUUUGGACUCAAGGCCAAGCUGUGUUAACACAGCCAGUAGAAGAAAUUACACUCCCAGUGGGGUUUAAAAGAAAUACGGUAAUAAAAUGUUAAUUUUC
Molecule: messenger RNA, 3603 nt
Organism: Bombina bombina (fire-bellied toad)
Lineage: Eukaryota; Metazoa; Chordata; Amphibia; Anura; Bombinatoridae
Gene: EHD4
Product: EH domain containing 4
Exons: 6
Coding region: 174-1787 (537 amino acids)
Biological process (GO): endosomal transport; endocytosis
Cellular component (GO): plasma membrane; cytoplasm
Molecular function (GO): calcium ion binding; GTP binding; protein binding
Source: RefSeq, a predicted model, not a curated record